ACAGAAAAUAAAGGCAACUGCACCACUGCAAGCAACUGCUCCACAAUCUGCUCUGAAAAAGACAAUUUUUAGUGAUUUAAGUACCUAUGAAUUGUAAUAGCCAUCAGUCCAUUUAUUUUACUGAACUGACAUUGUUUUCUUAAAGAAAACUGUAGCAAAGAUAUGCAAAAGCCCAGAAUAGCUGAUAACAUAUGCAACAAGCUUUGCUUACACAUUGACCGCAGCUUUUGAGCCUUGUAACUCACAAUUUGGCUGCCCACGUGACUAUAAACACCUCCAUGAACCAAAGGUGUAAGUAUUUACAACCCAUAAGUGCAAGUGACACUCAGGCUAUGGGGUAAAUAAGGACACACCUCGAAAGGGACAACCCUGUUUUUCCGUUAACUGCCCUUCCUGUAACUGAUGUGUGACUGCUAGCAAUGCCAGCAGGAAGGACUGCGACUCUGUGCUGAGGAUAAGGCCAUGGAGAGAGCAGGUGAACUUUCUUCUUUAGGGGCAUAACCUGCUGCUACAACAGGAUCCAGGUUUGUAGCCACCCUGGCAAAGUAAUCUGUGACAUUCAUCCUACAGACGUGUGUCCUCAAUCUCCCAUGCUGAAUUAUUAACUUAGAAUUAUUGACCUCCCUUCCUGAAUAGCUUAAGGUCACCAGGAAGGCAGCACAGAGCGAGCAGGAUUAAAGACAGGGGGAAACCACAGCAGCAGCAAGGGUGAAGUGACGCCCGGCUCUUCCAACCCAGUGGCUGCAGCUUUGCUCUCAUCCUGGGGCAGACACACACACAGCGAUGAGGGGCAUGGCCUGGCACUGCCUGGCAGGCUGAGAAUCCAGCCCUCGUUGUGGAGUAAGGACGAUGUCAUCCACUGGCUCAGGUGGGCAGAGAGGGAGUAUUGCCUUCAGCAAACGGAUGAAAGCAAGUUUGAAAUGAAUGGCAAAGCCCUGUGCAUCCUCACCAAGGACGACUUCAGGUUCCGCGCUCCUGGCUCAGGCGAUGUGUUGUAUGAAUUACUUCAGUACAUUAAGACUCAAAGAAGAGCUCUGAGGUACAGUCCUUUGCUGAAAUCACCCUUCCGAGAGGCCAAGGGCACAGGGGAAGGGCUCUGGAAGAUGUCCUGGGAUCCACCUCAGUGCAGCACGAGGUUUUCCCUUUCAGGGAUGGACGACGGUGCAGAGGCUGCCCCGUCUGCUCCCUCGCCCUGCCUGGAACACACUGAGCUGCCCCCAUCCCACAGCCUCCAUCAGCCCCUGAACCUCUCCCAUCCCAGCACUGAGGGCAGCUGCAGGGCAGAAUCCAUCUGCUUUUUUCCUACAGCCCCAUUGGCACCAGUGGAUGGGAAAAUCGCAGACUGCAGGCUGCUGUGGGAUUACAUCUACCAGCUCCUGUCUGACAGCCGCUACGAGCCCUACAUCAAGUGGGAGGACAAAGAGGCCAAGCUCUUCCGCAUCGUUAACCCCCAUGGACUCGCCCAUCUCUGGGGGAACCACAAGAACCGCAUGAACAUGACCUAUGAGAAGAUGUCCCGAGCGCUCAGACAUUACUACAAGCUUAACAUCAUCAAAAGGGAACCGGGGCAGAAGCUGCUGUUCAGAUUUCUGAAGACACCCGAGGAGAUCAUCCAGGAGAAAUCCAGCAGGCUGGAGCAGCUGGAGAACGAGGAGCACGAGGAGCUCAGGGAAGAGCUGCUGGAGGUUUCAGUGCAGGACACCACGGAAGGCUGUGUGUGCAGUGCUGUGCAGGGGGACUUGUGCUCUGCUGGGAAGUGCCAGCACCUCCUGCUCCCUGCACAGAAGGCAGCAGAGGGGGUCCUGGAUUCCAAAAGUUGCCUUGAGCCAAAGCUGUGAUGCCUCGAAGCUGUUGGGAAAGGCUGCUUGGUUGUUGCAGUGAGAUGAACACACGUGCAGGGUCACCAGUGCACUGAUGUUGCCUUGACCUGCUAUAGGACUCACCCUGCAGAUGUGCUGUGCACUGUGAUCUGUCUCCUGUGGAGCUGCGAUUAGGGGUGGGAAUGUGCUGAAGAGAUGGUCUGAAUCCUGGCUGGAGCUUCAGGCUGUACAGAUGUUCUACUGGGUCUUGUUUUAACUGCUUUUAAUCACGCUUUGUGUAACCAUACUGCUAAA
Molecule: messenger RNA, 2114 nt
Organism: Lagopus muta (rock ptarmigan)
Lineage: Eukaryota; Metazoa; Chordata; Aves; Galliformes; Phasianidae
Gene: ETV7
Product: ETS variant transcription factor 7
Exons: 8
Coding region: 921-1838 (305 amino acids)
Biological process (GO): cell differentiation; regulation of transcription by RNA polymerase II
Cellular component (GO): nucleus
Molecular function (GO): DNA-binding transcription factor activity, RNA polymerase II-specific; sequence-specific DNA binding
Source: RefSeq, a predicted model, not a curated record